Molecule: messenger RNA, 615 nt
Organism: Paramisgurnus dabryanus
Lineage: Eukaryota; Metazoa; Chordata; Actinopteri; Cypriniformes; Cobitidae
Source: RefSeq, a predicted model, not a curated record
CGAGGUGUGUUGUGGGCAUUGAAGUCUUCCUAAAAGUGCGUCUCCAAACGCGUUUUAAUCGGAGUCAUGUUUUUCACCAACUCCUUUGCAACUCCGAUACUUUUUCUUUUAUGUAUUGUUUUAUUUCCUGUUACUGAUGCGGACGAAUGCGAAGUGUGUGUGAAUUUCCUGGAGCGCAUUUACAACUCACUAGUUCUUCGGCAUAAAGAGCUUUCCCCAGAGCUGGUGGAGGGGGGUCUCAUCACAACAUGUGCUCAGGCUUCAGGGAAAGAGAACAGACUAUGUUAUUACCUCGGAGCCUCAAGUGAUGCAGCAGCCAAAGUGACAGGUGAGGUGAGCCGCCCCCUCAGUGCACACGUUCCUGUCCAGAAAAUCUGCCAAAGACUUCAACGCAGAGACAACCAAAUCUGUGAGCUUAGAUACGAAAAUCUAGUGCUGGACUGGAGCAGAGAUGUUUUGUCUAAAAUGCGAGUGCUGGAGCUAAAGAGAGUAUUGGCCUCAUGGGGUGAAGAGUGCAAAGCCUGUUUAGAGAAGAGUGAAUUUAUAGAUCUCAUCCAGGAGGUGGCCCCCAAACACAGCACAGCGCAGCACAGGACAUAUGCAGAGGAGCUAUGA